Molecule: messenger RNA, 477 nt
Organism: Adineta steineri
Lineage: Eukaryota; Metazoa; Rotifera; Eurotatoria; Adinetida; Adinetidae
Source: the annotation of a GenBank genome assembly
AUGCUUCAUCACAUUGAGUUCAAAUGGUCAAGUAUAUAUAGCAUUCAUGGUUUACGAAAUCGUAUUGUACGAAUAUUACUUCAAACAUUUCAUAGUGAACGUUUACCACUUGUUGGUUUAUGUGAAAUGGAUCAAAAAACAAUUGAAGAAUUAGUGUUUCCUAUAAUAAGAACACUUGGUUAUCGAAUUAAAUAUAUUCCACCAACUUAUCAUACAUCACAUUCAACACCUGAUGACCAUGAACAUUUUAAAGAAGAACUUAGUAAUUUUUAUGGAGAACGUUUAUAUACACAAGUUACUCAACUUCGUCAACAACCAAGAUCCACAAAGAAACCUACGCAAAUUGAAACUUCUACAUAUUCGAAAACAGCUGUCGACCAUUGUUCAUCACCAGUUAUUAUGAAUAAUUUACAUAAUAAUAAAAGUUUUUAUUCAACACGAAGUUUAAGUUAUUCCGAUAUGGAUUUAUCACAAUAA